Molecule: messenger RNA, 2139 nt
Organism: Protopterus annectens (West African lungfish)
Lineage: Eukaryota; Metazoa; Chordata; Ceratodontiformes; Protopteridae
Gene: SPIB
Product: Spi-B transcription factor
Exons: 6
Coding region: 445-1200 (251 amino acids)
Biological process (GO): regulation of transcription by RNA polymerase II; cell differentiation
Cellular component (GO): nucleus
Molecular function (GO): DNA-binding transcription factor activity, RNA polymerase II-specific; sequence-specific DNA binding
Source: RefSeq, a predicted model, not a curated record
AGCAGUAUAAACACUGAGUGUUAUCUGCACUGGUGUGAAGAGCUUUCCCUUUUCCUCUUGACACACAAACACGCCUUAUUCAUAAACAGGAGUUUUUUUUAACAAAGAUCUGUUACACUUCUAAUCGGUCUGCCAUUACUUUCUGUGGAUCUAUACUUUUGGCGCUGGCCUCUUGUUUCAAAGAUGCUUACUCUGGAAUCUGCACAGUAAGUUAUUCCUGGGACGUACUUAUAGCUUGACAGCACAUGCACUACUCUUUUAUUUGCAUUACCUUACAGUGAAGAAAUUGGCAAGAAUACAUAAGAACUAGGUUUGAGAAAUUUUAUGCUGCCAGUUAUCUGCUCGUGAGAUGGUUGAUAUAAGGUGAGAAAAUACAACAAAGCCUCUGAUUAACUUGACAUCUGCCAGCCUCCCUAUACAUACAGCGAAGGGCUUUUAACAGAAAUGGAAUGUUUCAGUAAGCAAAGCACAAGUGGAUUCUCAUAUUUGCUGAGUGACUCCGAUAACCGUACAGAUACACUGUGGGGUAUGGCUAACCAGGAAGAUACAAACUACAGUGACUACGAAGGUGGCCAGUUCACCUUGCUCCAGAAUGUCCAGCUGUCUUGUAUGCCAAAUCUCUUCCCACCCUAUAUGCUGGACAUGGUUAGCAAUCCUGAGACACUGAUGGCAACACAGUCUUUGAGCUUGGGAUCUGAGGAAGACCUCAGUACACAGAUUUACCAGCAGUACCCACAGUUCCAACCACCAUGUGACAUCCCAAGCCCAACUCAGUCUGAGGAAGAUGAUUACAAUCACCUGGACAGUCCUGCUCUUGAGGUGUCUGACAGUGAAUCUGAUGAGAAUAUGCCACCCAGAGACUCUCCUAGCUAUGAUGGAGGGGCAAGGAAAAAAAUGCGUUUAUUUCAGUUCCUCCUUGAUCUGUUGAAGAAUGGAGACAUGAGAGACUGUGUCUGGUGGGUCGAUGAGGAAAGGGGAACCUUUCAGUUCUCCUCCAAACACAAAGAAUUACUAGCUCACCGCUGGGGGCUUCAGAAGGGCAACCGCAAGAAGAUGACCUAUCAAAAGAUGGCCAGAGCACUCAGGAAUUACAGCAAGACGGGUGAGAUCCGUAAAAUCAAAAAGAAGCUCACAUAUCAAUUUAACAGUGAACUGCUUGGUACUAAGAAGUCAUAUGCCAAGCCCAGUGCCUUGUCAUAAUAACUGAAUACUGAAAAAAGCAAUGGAGCUCAGAAACUUUAGGGAACUUAAAGUUUGCUGGACAAGAGGCACAUGAAGAAAUCUGCAUUUGGACUGUUUUUGUGUUUUUCCUUUUGCAAUGCCAAUAACAAUUAUUUCAUCUGUGAACUUCUUCCAGCUGUUUUUAUAUAUAGAUAUAUAAAAAUAUUUGAUACAAUUUUUUUAUUCUGAGCCAGUCUGCUGGGUAAGUGGCUAUCACUUCCCUGAACUUCUAAAGGGAGUUCACAUUUAGGUUUUGUAAUGGACAGGCUUCAUGUUCAAUUACUAUGCAUGAGGUGUAAUCUGCCAUUGGACUGAGAAAAGGCUUGAGAUGACGGGGCUGGGGAGGAAGCACUCAGACUGACAGGAGAAGGAGGAGGAGACGGUACAGGACCAAACUGCUGUUUGCCUUGGUUGCUUUCUUUCUAAUGUUCUCAAUUUCAUCUGGAUGCAAACACAUGUUUUAUGUUUAAGAAUAUCAGUAAUUAUCUCCAAAGAAAAAAGUGGCCCACAAGCCUGCAAAGUUUUGCAGGCAAAGAAAAUAGUGUUUCUUUAUGAAGCUGAUGCUACAUUUUCCUUGCCUGCACCAAAGUGGACAUCUUUUGUGACUAUAUGAAUGUAAUGGGGUACCAAGAAUCAAUACUUCAUGGAAUGAAGCAGUACAAUAACAGAAAAAGAUGCCUCAAAAAAAAAAAAAAAAAAAAAAAAGCAAUACACUUUUAAGAAAAAUACAUUCAUGUUUAUAUGUCAGUUUAACACCAAAAAGUUGAGAUGACAGUGCUGAAUAAUGCACAUGGGAUUGAAAGUAAUGUUUUACUUUGUAACUCCAUACCAUAUGGUCAGAUGAAUAAUCAGUGGUCAGAAACAGACAACAUUUCAACUUUAAUGCAAAAAUAAAUUAUGUAAAAUAUUUACUACUUA